This is a messenger RNA of Purpureocillium takamizusanense, 3138 nucleotides long. RefSeq lists its product as uncharacterized. Lineage: Eukaryota; Fungi; Ascomycota; Sordariomycetes; Hypocreales; Ophiocordycipitaceae. The coding region runs from base 631 to 3078 and encodes 815 amino acids. The record is from RefSeq and is a predicted model, not a curated record. The transcript has 3 exons.
UUCCUUCCUUGCCCCGGCGGCCUGGCCGUCCACGAGCCCUGCCGUGACGUGACGACAUGCGCGCUUGUCGAGCUGGCGAUCCCUAAGCAGAAGGUGCGGCGCGCCCCGUCCGACAAAAGAUCCAUCCUCCUCCGAGAAGCCGCGGCCGUGGGCUGUGCGGCCGUGGAAACUGGACUGAACGGGUCUGGCUUGCCCUGCUCUGCCCCGAGCGAGCGAGCUCUGUUCUUGGUGCUCUGUUAUCGCGGAAACAAGAUGGAUGUGUGUUGCGGCGGUCGGUCGUGCGAGCCUCCCACCCCCCCGACAAGGGAAGGAGAGCCUCCUUUGUCUGUCCGCCGGGCCUGGCCUGGUGCUUGCCUCUCGGACCAUGCCGACUACUACUUAACCCCCGGUGACGCCUCUCACGUUGCCGAUCUCCUUGGUUUCUCUGUCGGUCCAUCCUAUCCGUCAGCUUGCCUUGCCGUCGGGAGGUGUCGUGUGUGUCGUUGACUGCAUAUUUAUCGAGAGCCUCGUUGCUUGGCCUCUCCCCUCGUUUGGUCCCCCCCCUUCACCCCCAAGUGAAGCCUGCUGCGCUUCUCAGUCAACUCACUCUCGUUCACCCUUGGGGGAUCCCUCCACGUGGCUCUGCUCACGAUGCGCAACGGCGUCAUUGCCGCGGCCCUCCUGGCCGGCGCGGCCGACCUCGUCGCCGCCGCCCCGGGCAACAAGGGCUGCAACGCGGAUAACUGCCUCCGUGCUCUUCGCGCGACGCAGAUUCCCGGCCGCCUCGAGAGCGCUCGGGCCUUCUGUGCCUCUUACACGGCGGUGCCCGCGCCCACGGGCCUCGCGGUGCCUUCGUAUGCAGCCGAUGCCUGCAAGAAGAACCCGAACGGCGACCAGCCGGCUCGUCUGUCGAGCGCCUGCGCCUGCAUUGCCCCUGGAACGACGACGACGACGCCGCCCACGACGACGCCCAGUACCUCGUCGACUACCACGACUACGCCCACUACUACCACGCCCACUACCUCUCCCACGGCCAGUGCCUGUGCCCAAGUGAGCUCUUCGUGGGCUGCGCAGGUCAAGACCAGCAAAGCCGUGCCGACGGUGGCGGCCGCGCUCGCUCAUGAGUGCUUGAAGUCGGUUCCCCUGGGCAAGGACGCCGCCAUCCAGCUCGUCGACGCCAUUGAGCCCUACCUCGAGUGGCAGAGCGACGCCGCCUACAAGAAGGAUCCGCCCAAGGACUACUUCUACCCGGGCUUCGACAUUUUUGGCAAUCUGGCCAAGGUCAAGGCCAACCUCCAGGCCGACAAGUACGACAGCGAGUACGCCUUCCAGACGGACCUGUACGAGACCGUCUUCGGCCCCGGACACGACGGCCACUACGUCUUCUACCCUGAUGCCUUGGCCAAGGCCUUCAAGUGGCGCCGAGACCGCUCGCUCGUGUCCAUCAGCGAGGACGGCACCUCUCUGCCCGUCAUCAAGCUGUACGAGGAUGUGACCAAGGACCCCAAGACGGCGCGUGCCGUCACCAAGAUCAACGGCAUCGAGGCCAGCAAGUAUGUCGAGGACACGAUCAACAAAGCUACGUACAACCAGGACGUUGACUCGGCAUACAACUCCAUGUUCUACUCCAAGGCCUUCAGCGCCGUCAACAGCCUCACGGGCUACUUUGCCGGCGGCGGCCGCAUUGGCAUCAUCUACCAGGGCCCCAACACGACCUUCACCUUUGCUGAUGGUGAGGAGGUGACGCUGGAGAACAAGGCCAACAUCGUUGGCGACUUGACCGGCGUUGUUGACGGCGCCUCCUUCUACAAGAAGUUCUGCACGCCCGCUCCCUCGCAGCAGAGCAAGACGGACAAGGCGGCGGUGGCUCAGCUGCCUGGCUACCCCAAGCCUGUCAUCACGACUAGUGACGGCGUCGUUAGCGGAUACUACCUCACCGGCGAGGGCCUCGAGCACGUGGCCGUCAUUGUGCUGACGGCGUUCGAGGGCAACAGCCCCGCUGAGUUCCAGGCCGUGACGCAGGACUUCUUCCACGAGGCCAAGGCUGCCGGCAAGACCAAGCUGGUCGUCGACUUCCAGGUCAACGGCGGAGGCUACAUCCUGCUGGGCUACGACUUCUUCCGCCAGCUGUUCCCCCAAAUCCAGGAGGACGGCUUCAGCCGCUGGAAGCAGAAUGGCGGCUUCAGCACCAUGUCUCGCAUAAUCAGCGAUCUCGUCAAGGACGUCGACCCCCAGAAUGAAGCCAAUGGUAACCUCGUUCAGCUCUACGAGUCGUGGUACAACUACCGCUACGAUCUGAACCUCACGCUGGGUCAUUUCGCCACGUUCGAGGACAAGUUCACGCCCCAGAUCUUCAAGGACACGCCCUACACUUCCCUCAUGCGCUGGGACCUCAACGACCCCCUUACCACGACCAAUAGCACCUUUGGCAUGGGCAUCGAGAUCUCUGGAUACGGCACCCGCAAGAACCUGACGCAGCCCUUCAAGGCAGAGGACAUUGUGCUUCUCUAUGACGGUGUCUGCGCCUCGACGUGCACCCUUGCCUCGGAGAUGCUCCGCAUCCAGGGCGGCGUCAAGUCGGUUGCCUUUGGUGGCCGCCCGCGCGAGGGCCCCAUCCAGGGUGUCGGCGGCAUCAAGGGCUCUCAGGUCCUCCAGUACAAUAACAUUUACUCGUACACCAACUUUAUUGCCGAUCUCACCGACGACCCUAAGCAGUUGGCCGAACUCAAGCGCUACACGGAUCUUCCCAUGCGCCGCUCCACCGCGGCCGCCGUCAACGUCCGCGAUCAGAUCCUGCGUGACAACGUCAAUGACGGCCUUCCGGCGCAGUUCGUCGCCGAGGACGCCGACUGCCGCCUGUACUGGACCGCCCCCAUGAUCUCGGACGUGACUGAGAUUUGGAAGGCGGCCGCCCACGCUGCCUUCAACGGCGCCAAGUGCGCCCACGGCGGCAUCAAGGCGUCCAAGAGGAGCACCACAGAUGAGCUCGCCCCCGCGGCCCUCAUGCCGCGCGCGCGUCUGUCGGCGAGCGUCGACAAGACGCCGGUCCAGCACUCGGAGGAGUGGCUGGCUCUUUACCAGCAGAAGGCUAUCGAGUAGUCUAGCAGCAGCAGCAGCAUGCUAGGAUAAUAGCUCUAGAAAAGCAGUUUUAUUCCACGU